AUGCCGUCUCUAUCUACAAUAAAUACUCCUUUUCCCAAUCGUACACCAGAAUGCCAUAGCGUAGCUGCAACCCUAGAAUCCGUACCGCGGGAAUACCUCAGAUAUCCUGUUCCUGAUGAUUGCCGGGUCCUUAAGCUUCCUGACGGUCGCAAUCUAGCGUACGCAGAGUACGGUUCUAAGGCUCCCGACGCCCAUCCAUUUAUCUUUCUCCACGGAAUUCCCGACACCCGUCUUGAUGCGUGCUUAUUGCCUUCCGACCAGGCAAUCGCUAGGAAGCUCAAUAUCCGCUGGAUCGGCAUUGACAGACCAGGAAUUGGGUUGUCGACGUUUCAUCCCAAUCGCACUGUGCUUGGCUGGGUCGAUGAUCUAAAAUGUUUAAUACAUCAUCUAAAGCUUAGCAGAUAUCGAAUAUUCAGCGUCAGUGGUGGCACAGGAUAUGCCCUAGCUUGCGCGAAGCUACUACCGCGAGAUCAACUUCGCUCGGUAGGCAUUGGUUUUGGUGUCGGGCCAUGGGAGGCGGGCCUGGACGGGGCGAGCCUGCUUAAUCGUAUCGGGCUCCGGGUAUGGGAGAAGCAUCCAUGGGUAUUUGCGAAGAUCUUCGAUCGAUAUGUUGUUCCUAAGGUUCAGAUGGAAAGUCCGGAGAAGACGGAAGACAUGAUUCGGAAGCAGAUCAAGUAUUUGCCACAGAUAGAUAUGAAGGCUUUGGGAAGCGAGGAAGUUAUUCAGGGACUUGUCAAGAUCGACAGGGAGGUAUUUAGACAGGGUUCCUCGAAAGGUUAUGUGGAGGACAACAAGUUAGCCACAAAGCAUUGGGGCUUUGACUUAGACGAGGUUAAGUAUCCUGGGAUUAGGCUUUGGUAUGGCAAGCAGGAUGUCAAUACGCCUCCUGAGAUGGGGCGCUAUAUGGCUGCGCGGCUGUCAAAUGCCGUGCUGAAGGAGUACGAGGGAAAAAGCCAUUAUACCAUGUGGGAUCAUAUUGAAGAGAUGUUGGGAGAUAUGCUGCAAGACGAAUGA
This is a messenger RNA of Venustampulla echinocandica, 1014 nucleotides long. RefSeq lists its product as uncharacterized. Bases 1 to 1014 code for a protein of 337 amino acids. NCBI's taxonomy places the organism in Eukaryota, Fungi, Ascomycota, Leotiomycetes, Helotiales, Pleuroascaceae. The record is from RefSeq and is a predicted model, not a curated record. The transcript has a single exon.